This is a messenger RNA of Oncorhynchus mykiss (rainbow trout), 1901 nucleotides long. RefSeq names its product ras-like protein family member 11B. Lineage: Eukaryota; Metazoa; Chordata; Actinopteri; Salmoniformes; Salmonidae. The record is from RefSeq and is a predicted model, not a curated record. Gene Ontology annotation, molecular function: GTPase activity; GTP binding.
UCCGUGGAAUCCAAUUGGUGGUUGCAGUCUUUUUCUCCUUGUGUUUGGCUCGCGGAUCCACGUGAAAGGAGGCAGGGUGCCGAGAGAGCCUGCUGUUGCCACUAGCCAAUCAGCAUCGACCAUUUCUUUGGCACUAUAAAAUCCAACGGGCUUUCACAUCUUGCAGUAUUCACAAAGUCAGCUCCGGGUUGGAAGGAACAGCCGACAAGAGAUUUUCUGGUUUUCUGAAGCUGCUAUUAAGGGCUUACUUUAGGUAUUUACAAACUAUUUUACGAAACAUUGUUUGACAGAGCUGAAUAAUUUUUUUGCAUCAUAUUGAAAACUGAACGAGGAUUUAGUCAAAAUGCGUCUGAUCCAGAACAUGUCAACCAUCGCGGAGUUUGCGACCCCAGAGUGCCCGUCCAACGGGAACAUCAAAAUAGCAGUGAUCGGGGGCAGCGGAGUUGGCAAAACAGCUCUGGUAGUAAGAUUUCUAACAAGGCGCUUCAUCGGGGACUACGAGAGAAACGCAGGAAACCUUUAUUCAAGAGAGGUCCAGGUGGACGGAGGAGAGCAAGUAGCCAUCCAAGUCCAGGACACGCCGGGUGUUGAUCUGACCGGUAACGGCCUCAGCAUCCCUGAUCAUGUGACCUGCUCCAUCCAAUGGGCCGAUGCCGUGGUGCUGGUCUACUCUGUGACCGACCGCCAUAGCUUUGAUUUGAUUGGCCAGUUGCACCAGCUGGUGGCCCGAGCGGGUAGGGCCAACGUGCCACCCGUCAUCCUGCUGGCCAAUAAGGCGGACCUGCUGCACAUGAGGCGGGUGGAUGCCGAACAGGGCCCCCUGCUGGCGGCAGCGCUGGGCUGCUCCUUCUACGAGGUGUCAGCCAGCGAAGACUACAGCCAGGUACAUGGGGCCUUCCACAGGCUGUGCUGCCACAUGGCCAAACAGCAGCCCACAGCCUCUCUGUCCUCCCACACCAGCUCCAGCGGCGUGGCUGAGAAGAAGGGACGCUCACCCCUUAUCCCCAGGCCCAAGUCCCCCAACAUGCAGGACCUGAAGAGGCGCUUCAAGCAGGCCCUGUCGGCUAAAGUCAGGACUGUCACCUCUGUGUGAGAAGGACUUGGGUUCGUCUACUACACAACGUGGUCCAGAGUGGCUACUGAAAAUAAAUGAGAAAAGAGGGCAGAGAAGAUUCCUGUGCCUUGUUUGGGACUUCUCAAUAUGGCUGGAGCAGCCUGACUUACGAUGAGCAGCAGAGACAAAAUGGAGGCUCAACUCUGACCCCAUGUUCACUCUGACAGCGGAAAUGACCUGUGGGGCGGACCGGUGUCAGCCUGUUUGUCACCGUCACUCCUGUCCUGUCUGAGACUGUUCACUGAGGUCUGCUAUGAGACAGCAGCUGGGAGGUGUUGGUAUGUCAGCCCACCAGAAGGGACAAAGGGGGAAGCUGUCCUUGCGCUGAAUGAAACCCAGAUACUCCAGAUCAAGUGUGAACACAAUCUCAUAUUUUUUCCUGGCAACAAAAGCCUUGAAGGACACUGCACAGAAUGUUUAUUUUUAUUUUUUUAAGCUGGUACCUAUUGUGUCAGUUUGAGUUUUGUAUUUGGGCUGCCACUCUGCUUGGCAAUGCUGAGAGAACACUCUGUCAGACACGCCGAGCACUUGAGUCAGCGCGCUGUGUUGUCACUGUUCCAUUUCUCGUCUGUCAUUAUCUCCAGUUCCCCAGUGCAUUCCUUGUACAGCAGGCAAAACCAUCAUUUUGCACAUCAUGGUAGUGAACUAUGCGACGACAGCAGGGUCACUGCUGGGCAGCGUAGAUUGGACACUGGGGUGUUGGGUAUCUGUGAUGCACUUUAAGAAAGCCACAUGGCUUACUGAUAUUUAUUUGUUACAUUUUUGAAAAUAAAAUGAUUGAAUUCAU